Molecule: messenger RNA, 663 nt
Organism: Truncatella angustata
Lineage: Eukaryota; Fungi; Ascomycota; Sordariomycetes; Amphisphaeriales; Sporocadaceae
Product: glycoside hydrolase family 11 protein
Exons: 2
Coding region: 1-663 (220 amino acids)
Biological process (GO): xylan catabolic process
Molecular function (GO): hydrolase activity, hydrolyzing O-glycosyl compounds
Source: RefSeq, a predicted model, not a curated record
AUGGUUGCUUUCACUCACCUUGCGCUCGCCAUUUCGGCACUCUCAGGAGUCUUCGCCGCACCCACUGCUGGCCCUGAUGCCCCUGAUUUCAUGAUCGGGCCUCAAGACCUGGACCGCCGCCAGAACUACAACCAAAACUACAAGACCAACGGCAACGUCAACUUCUCGCCUGGCAACAACGGAUACUCGGUCUCCUUCUCUGGCGCCGGAGACUUCGUCGUUGGCAAGGGCUGGACCGCCGGCACUAACAGAAACAUCACCUUCUCGGGCUCCACAACCCACUCCAGUGGAACGGUGCUCGUUUCCAUAUACGGAUGGUCGCGCAAUCCGCUGGUAGAGUACUACAUCCAGGAGUACACCUCGGACGGCAAGGGGUCGGCACAGGGAACUCAGGUCGGCACGGUCGAGAGCGACGGCUCCGUCUACGACAUCUGGAAGCACACCCAGGUCAACCAGCCCUCCAUCGUCGGCACUGCCACCUUCACUCAGUACAUCUCGAACCGUCGCACUGCCCGCCCCGGCAGCGGUACUGUCACCACCAAGAACCACUUCGACGCUUGGGCUAAGCUCGGCUUGAACUUGGGCACUAUGGAUUACCAGGUCCUAGCUACCGAGGGCUGGGGUAGCGCCGGCGGUAGCUCCCAGUACACUCUUUCGACUUGA